This is a messenger RNA of Acanthocheilonema viteae, 948 nucleotides long. The record is from the annotation of a GenBank genome assembly. Lineage: Eukaryota; Metazoa; Nematoda; Chromadorea; Rhabditida; Onchocercidae.
AUGGGGUCACGGACGAAUGAACGUAGAGCUUAUAUCGAACAAGCAGUAAGAUAUGGCUCGUGGACCGAAGCGACAUUUAAAGCGCCUUGCAGCGCCGAAACAUUGGAUGUUGGACAAACUUGGAGGAUGAGUCGGACAGGUUCAGUUCUCUUGUGGGGGAGAAAGAAAAUUGAGAUGCAGCAGUUAAUGAUGAAGUCAAUGGAAUUACCGUUUGAUACAAACAUGAUAUGUGUUUUUGCCCCCAGACCACGGUGCGGACCACAUAAAUUGCGUGAAUCGCUUCCGCUGAUAUUGUUUUUGCGUAAUCGGUUGAAGUAUGCACUGACAUAUAAUGAGGCGCGCAUGAUUUGCAAGCAACGUCUGAUAAAAGUUGAUGGCAAAGUGCGAACGGAUAUGCGCUUUCCUGCAGGAUUCAUGGAUGUAAUCAGAAUCGACAGGACAAACGAAACUUUUCGACUGUUGUAUGAUGCUAAAGGACGCUAUGCUACCCACCGUAUCACAGAGCAAGAGGGAAAUUUCAAACUAUGCAAAAUAGUGAAAAAAUGUGUCGGACCAAAAGGCGUGCCUUUUAUUGUCACCCAUGAUGCUCGAACUAUUCGUUAUCCUGACCCUCAUGUUAAAGUAAAUGACACAAUAGUGAUAGAUAUUGCAACUGGUAAAAUGACUGAUUACGUCAAAUUUGAUCAGGGUAAUUUGUGUAUGGUAACAGGAGGACGUAACAUGGGUCGUGUGGGUAUUGUUGGACAUCGUGAAAAGCACCCGGGCUCAUUUGACAUUGUGCACAUUAAAGAUGCUGCCGGACAUUCGUUCGCUACUCGGUUAAAUAACGUAUUUAUUAUUGGAAAAGGAACGAAAUCUAUGGUAAGUUUACCGGGACCGACGAAGGGUGUCCGUUUGACUAUUGCCGAAGAACGAGAUCGUCGACUUGCCCAGAAAAGAGCUGCUUAA